GAAGCUUCUGGGCGGAGAAUGAGAAGAGCAAAACGGCAGAGCGGAGCAGUCAUUCAGGGUUAAUAAUAUUCCGCCGUGGGGGGGAGCGGGGGAGGAUACACACAUACAUACACACACUGCCAACCCGGCGACGAGGUUGGGCCUGCGGUGCCUGCCUGCAACCCAGGAAACAUGGAGCUCGAGAAUAUCGUGGCCAACACUGUUUUGUUAAAGGCGAGAGAAGGAGGUGGCGGGAACAGGAAAGGCAAGAGCAAGAAAUGGAAACAGAUGCUUCAGUUCCCUCAUAUAAGCCUUUGCGAGGAGUUACGUCAAACCCUAGAAAAAGACUACAACAGCCUUUGUGAGAGGCAGCCAAUCGGACGCUUGCUCUUCCGACAGUUCUGCGACACCAGGCCGGAGUUGAGACGCUGUGUGAGAUUCUUGGAUGCUGUGGCGGAGUAUGAAGUAACGCCAGAUGAGAAGAGGAAGGAAUGCGGGCAGGAACUCUUAGACAAGUACCUCAGUCCAAAGUCAGAAGACUAUAUCCCUGAGGUAACAGAGGAGAUGGUCACUAAGUGUGCCGAGCGCUUACAGCAGGAGGCAUGUAAAGAGCUCUUUAUGGAGUGCACCAAAUUGAUUCAUGACUACCUGAGUGUGGCUCCCUUUGCAGACUGCCUCGAUAGUAUGUACUACAGUCGCUUCUUACAGUGGAAAUGGCUGGAGAGACAGCCAGUCACAAAAAACACAUUCCGUCAGUACAGAGUGUUGGGAAAGGGUGGAUUUGGCGAGGUCUGUGCAUGUCAGGUCCGGGCCACGGGGAAGAUGUACGCCUGCAAAAAGCUGGAGAAGAAACGCAUCAAAAAGAGGAAAGGAGAGUCCAUGGCCCUGAACGAAAAGCAGAUCCUGGAGAAAGUGAACAGUCGGUUUGUUGUGAGUCUUGCGUACGCGUACGAGACGAAAGACGCCCUGUGUUUAGUGCUCACGUUGAUGAACGGAGGUGAUCUGAAGUUUCACAUCUAUCACAUGGGAGAGGCUGGUUUCGAUGAGAAGAGAGCCGUGUUCUACGCUGCAGAGAUCGGCUGCGGUUUAGAAGAUCUCCAUAGAGAGAGAACAGUGUACAGGGAUUUGAAACCGGAAAACAUAUUAUUGGAUGAUCAUGGUCAUAUACGUAUAUCAGACCUGGGCUUGGCCGUGCAUGUACCUGAAGGUCAGACAAUCAAAGGUCGGGUUGGCACUGUGGGUUAUAUGGCCCCUGAGGUGGUGAAGAACGAUCGCUACACGUUCAGUCCAGACUGGUGGGCUCUCGGCUGUCUCCUGUACGAGAUGAUCGAGGGUCAGUCGCCCUUUCAGCAGCGCAAGAAGAAAAUCAAGCGCGAGGAGGUGGAGCGACUGGUCCAAGAGGUGGAGGAAGAAUAUUCCAGCAAGUUCUCAGAAGAUGCCAAGUCGCUCUGUAAAAUGCUGCUAGCCAAAGACCCUAGCGAGAGGCUUGGCUGUCAAGGAGGCGGAGCCUCAGAGGUUAAAGCCCACCCUAUUUUCCGUUCCAUUAACUUCAAGCGUCUUGAAGCAGGCAUGCUCGAGGCUCCCUUUAUUCCUGAUCCUCAGGCCAUCUACUGUAAGGAUGUGCUGGACAUCGAGCAGUUCUCUACAGUUAAAGGAGUGGAGCUGGAGCCCAAAGACGACUCCUUUUACAGCAAAGUGUCUACUGGAAGUGUUUCCAUCCCCUGGCAAAAUGAGAUGAUAGAGACGGAGUGCUUUAAAGAGCUCAACGUGUUAAACUUAGAGGGCACUGUGCCCCCCGACCUAGACUGGAGAGGUCAACCCUCACCCCCACCCAAACAGGGCUUACUGCAGAGACUCUUCGGAAGACAGGAGUGCUGUGGAAACUGCAGCGACAGUGAGGAGGAGCCUACGCGGCUGUGAAGGCUUGGCCUGCCUGGGGCUCCUCCCCCACACCGCUGAGGAUCUCAUUUGUUUACAGUUUUUGCACAUUUGUAUUUUUACGAUAGCGCUAUAUAAAUAUCGGAAUGUAUAUUUUCACUAUAUAGCCAUGCAGUGGAUCUUAUUUAAAAUCAUCCAAAUGAAAAGGACAGAAUGGGUCACAUCACCUGUGAAGUGUGGUGAGGAAACAUCAUUUAACACAAAUCUCAAAGCCGAUCGACCCAACCUAUACUGGACAUGUCACCAGAACACGUGUAUCACAGCCUCUUCGCGCUUUCAUUUUCUUUUUCUGUUCUCGUGCUAAUUCACACACAUGUACAGUAUGCACUCUGAAUAUUUGUUUUAGACGUGGGACGCAAAGGAAAUUUGCCUUUGCAAAUAUUUUUAUAUUUAUAUUUUGAAUUUUAUUUUCGUACGGUAAUAUCGACAAUCAAAUGACACCAUUUGUGUUAAACAGCGAAACGUGCAUUAACGGAUUAUAAACAAAUCAGGAAGUGACUGAAUAACAGAGGGAUAUUUUGACAUCAUCAAUUCUCACGUAAGGUGAGUUAGCUAGAGAGACCUAGUAAACCAAAUCGACGUGACUAAAGUGCAUAUGUGUACAAAUAACAACUGCGGACGGACUUGUUGUAAAUAUGCGAUCUGUAAAGUCUUCAGCGCGUCUUCCUGCGAAUCCUCCCUGGAUAAAUGGGGAAAAAACAUCCUGGUUGUUGUUCUGUUUUACAUACCGAAUCAAACCAUGAGGCAUUAUUUUCCAUUUAGAUUUCGCAGCAUUGUUCUUUAUAGAUUUGUACUGUUGUGUGACAUUGUCGGAUAGAACUAAAAGACUUCAAUACACAACACAAUCAGCAGGUAAUCGUUGCUUUAAUGUUGAACGUGCUAAAAACAAUGUCAUUUCAUUUUUAAUAGUUAAUAUAAGUGCUGCAUAGAAUUUAUUUGCUGCUUUUUUACGUGUAGGUCAAACAAAAUAUUUUGCCAAAAGUUUUUUGUUUUGCUUUGUUUCUACGUUUUGUUUUAUAUUGUUGUGCUUUGUUUCCGCGUUUUGGUUUAUCUUUUUGUGCUGUUUCUGCGUUUUGUUUUGAUUCUGCAUUUUAUUUAUCCCCUGCACUCACAAUAAGCUCUUUUUAUUUGCUCUGAACUAUGAUGGCUUGGGAACUUUCCUCUACAUUUGACCUCUUAUUGCACUUAAGACCAAACUGGGUAUUUUUUGUCUUUCGUUUUCACGGAAGGUGCCUUUAGAGUUUUCAAGGUACUUUUUAAUUUUGUGGGUUUUUUUAAUAAAUGUUUGAGUCGGCUUACCAUCCAGUCUGCAUACUUUGUUUUGUUCCUCGUUGUUGUUGUUUUACCUCAAACGUGUGCCCUGUGGAUGUCCAGUCUUUAUCCAGAACUCUUGUGAAUUCUUACAUUGAACAUUUGGACGUCAACCCACGGGACGCCGUGGAACUUUGUAUUUAAGCCAUGCUGAAUGCGCACCGUCGACGGCACACAAACUCUAGGCUCUGUGGUCAAGCGUAACGCUUCCGAAGAAAUCCAUGGACGUACCGUCACCUGUUGACACAUUUUCUCAUCCACUUGCAGUUUACGUUAUUCUCUCAGACAGACUCAGAUACAUUCCAGUCUCUACCGUAGUGUACAGUUGUAAGAUGUAUUGAUUUGUUUUGUUGGUUUGUUAAUUUAGCAAUAAUUGAUUUUUUAUAACUACUAUAUAAAUGUGUACAAAAUGACAACAUUUCAAGACGGAACUCAGUUUGUUUUCCUGAGCCAGGCUUUCAACACUGUGAAGUGAUCAUUUCUGUCACAGUUGUACAUUAUGUUUCCUUUUGUGCAAUGCACUGAUGUUUUUUUCGUCGUGUUUGCGAUCGUAUAACUGCGUAUGUGUGUGUACCUAAAUGCUAUAUGUUUGAGCGUGUGCGCAUGCACUGCAUAUGCCCAUAUUCUUUAUCUUAACCACUAGUGGAGGCCAUCAUUUCGUAAUGAGCGAAAUGUUACGUUCUAGUGUUUCUUUUAUAAGACGAAAGGUAGACAACUUCAGGGUCACUGAUAAUGAUAAUAAUGUUAUAGAAUAUGAAUUUUGCGGAUCAUUUCAAUAUCAUAGAUCUCAUUAAGGAGGAGGUGAAGUUAAACUCAAAAGUUCAUGCAAUGAGAAUCAUGGCAAUGCUUUAGUGUCAAAAACAAAUCUGCACAUUUGUCAGUGUUAUUCGAACAAAUUCAUUUGCGAUUCAAAGGUACAAUAAAACUCAUAAUGCCAUACAGUUUUAAAGGGUAUUAAUACCAUUUUACACCAAAAAUGAGUUUAUUUAUAUCUUAUCUUACAUGCCUCAAAGUGUAUGUUGCCAUUUAUUAUACAUUACCUUAAUGGUAGAGAUAAAAUAUUAACUAUGAAAAUCAAUCAGAAACAUGUCAUGGGGUUGAAUAUGACAGUAGUUGUGUAUAAUGUGCUAAUACGAGUAAAGGAUGCAUUCAAAAAGCAGUUUGUUUGUUAUUCAACGCAGUCAGUUAAAAAUGUGUUGUUAAAUUUGUCAUGUGCCAUUGUUUAAUAGUUAUAACUUAAUAUCAAAAUAAUGUCAGAAUUUAAGUUGUUCUGUUGAUCAUUUUAAUUCUGAAGAAUUUAUAACAUAUCUUUAUUUUUUUUAAGUAUGUAAACAAAACCCUUUCAUUUAAGGCCAAAAGAAUGUGUGUGUUUUUGCAGUGCAAACGUGUACUAUCUGUUUCUCCCUGUUCUCGAAGGCUUAUUUGUAUGUGAUACAAACAAAUGGUUCCUGGAUUGCACAUUGAAUACUAAUUUUUGCUAAACUCAGUAGGUAAUUCUCACUCAGGUUACUGCCGUCAUUCUAUGUUAUUAUUUGCUUAAUAUAUGUACAUGGCCUUACUGAUGAAAUAAUGUGUAAAGUUAAUUUCUUAUAUUUGUCCAUUUUAAAAUUGUACAAAUGAUACGCCACUGGCGGGAAACACUGUUUAUAGACUUGUGUGUACAAUUAUGUUAAUGAUGAUGAAAAUGGCAGUAAAUGAAUUUGUUUGGUAAAUGUUUUUCUUGUCCAAGCACUGAUUCUCUUUUUCGCUUUGUUUAGUUUUCCUUCCGCUGUGAAGUCUGUACAUUGCAGGUCCUCUGUGUGCCACAAACGGCAUUUUGUUUCUUUUUUUUUCUGCAUUGAUAUUUAACUUCAAUAAAUUUUUAUUUGGUUAACU
Messenger RNA from Triplophysa rosa, 5103 nucleotides. RefSeq names its product G protein-coupled receptor kinase 6 (gene grk6). The transcript is spliced from 16 exons. Bases 172 to 1899 code for a protein of 575 amino acids. The record is from RefSeq and is a predicted model, not a curated record. Lineage: Eukaryota; Metazoa; Chordata; Actinopteri; Cypriniformes; Nemacheilidae. Gene Ontology annotation, molecular function: ATP binding; G protein-coupled receptor kinase activity. Gene Ontology annotation, biological process: protein phosphorylation; signal transduction; regulation of signal transduction. Gene Ontology annotation, cellular component: plasma membrane; cytoplasm.